AUGGCCGGCGAGAAUAAGGUCUUUGGGUUCGAGGAAGUCGCCAAGCAUAACGUCACCAAGGACUGCUGGAUCAUCAUCGCCGGCAAGGUGUAUGACGUCACUCCGUUUAUGGAUGAGCAUCCUGGUGGAGAUGAGGUUUUGCUAGCUGUAACUGGGAAAGAUGCUACGGCUGAUUUUGAAGAUAUUGGCCACAGUGAUUCCGCAAGGGACAUGAUGGAGAAAUACCACAUCGGGCAGAUAGAUGCUUCAACAAUCCCAGCAAAACGUACUUAUGUGCACCCCCAGCAAGCGCCCAGCCACGCAGACAAGGAUAAUGACCUCCUCAUCAAGAUCCUGCAGUUCCUUGUGCCCAUUAUGAUCCUGGGCCUUGCAUUUGGUAUACGGCAGUACACCAAAUCAGAGUAG
Molecule: messenger RNA, 405 nt
Organism: Miscanthus lutarioriparius
Lineage: Eukaryota; Viridiplantae; Streptophyta; Magnoliopsida; Poales; Poaceae
Source: the annotation of a GenBank genome assembly